GACAACGUCAACAGAUCUCUUUCCUGAUAAAACUCAUUGGGGGGUUCAUGUUUCCUAUUCUAUGAACAUUGUGUGUCGUUGUUGGCUUUUUUUUUUCGUCUUUUACUUUAGGAAAGUAUAAGUUACUCUUAUACCAUACUCUACUUCUUUUUUAAAAAGAUAAUAGACAAGAGGGCAGGUACAAUGCCUCGUGCCUCGACGACCGCCAUGACGACGCGACGAACCAGUCUGCGAUCCACCAGGCCAGGACAACAACCGGGCAUUCAGACCUUCGCAAGAGCAACCAAGCCCGGAACCAGGACGUCGAUAGGCCCUGCCGACGAGAAGAAGAAGUCUCAGUUUCAGCAGACACAGACACCGCUGCUUCCGUCGUCUCCGUCGAAGAAGCGCAAAUUGAACGAGAUCGGGCAGGUGGAAUGUGUGUCUGAAGAGAAGAAGGAGGAGGAGGGGGUCGCGAGGGACGUGACGGCCACGCCGUCGAAGACGUUGCGGUUUAGUGAAUUGGCUCUUUCGACGCCUAGGAGGACAAAGUCGGCUCCUCCACGGCCUCUUAGGAGGAGGACGGAAGCCUCGCGGGAGGAGUCGCCGUCACGGACCCCUAGUGUUGAGGAGGAGGAAGAGUCUUCGUCGUCGUCGGCGGUAGAGGAGGCUGACUCGAGGCCUACGUCGCCUGAGGAGGAAGAGUCGCUUGUUAAGGAGCAAACGUCGCCAAUUGCUCGACCGGCGUGCUUUGACGAUCUGUUGAAUCUGCACUCGUGCUUCCUGUCCGCUUUAUCACUACAUUAUGCACAUAACGGCGCGUCCACACCGGCUGAUUUGAAAGAGUUUUUGCCCAGCGUGCAGAAGAUCUGGAAGAAGCGCAAAGUCGUCACAAAGGACUUGCAGCGGUUAGUUCAGAUCUGGGACGAGGAGGGUCCUUCGUCUGCAGGCGUACGGUUUCGCAUCGCCAACUACGGUCUGGGGAAAGUGUGUCUGGAAAUUGUGGCUGCGACGGGACAAACCACGCGGCCGCUGGAUGAGAAUGAACUGCAAUGGCAGUUCGAGCGCAGGCUGGACUGGGUGUGGAAGAGAUUGGUGGACUCGGUGCCGGAUCUGAAAGGGAAGGAUCAGGUGGAACUGUUGGACUUGUUGGAUCUGGCUCCUAUUCAUGAGUCGCUUACCGCGUUCACGUCCUUCCGCAAGGGACAGCAGCGGUUACAGGAUCUUAGGGGAGGUGUUAUCCGCGUGAAGACGGCCAUGAUGAAAGCAAAGAUGCAGGUUGAUGACUCGACGCCCAAACCACCUGUCGUGGCCGCGACGGCCCGUCGAAAGGGGCUUCUGGAUCGGAUCAAGAACAAAGAGCUCAGGCAGUCGAAGCUGCCGCCGCCUCCUUCGAAGGAGAUGCUUCUCCGGCGGUCUGCGGCUGAACGUGUCGAGGAGGUGGCCAGAGUCCUGAUGGUCCUUAGACCGAGUGGUGUUGUGGGCACGGGACCCUGGGCUAUUGCUGCGUCUCAGAGGAAGCCGUAUAGCUUAGGUGCCGUGGUGCGGAAUGUGCAGGAUUCAGUCCGCAGUCCGAUCUCGGACAAGGAGGUAGAGAUCUGUUUGGAUAUUUUGACUCGAAAGGAUAUUGCCGGAGACUGGGUGAAACUGGUCACCGUUAAUGAUCUGCGAUCCGUGGUGCUGGGAUCCGGUCGAGGGAUCUCGCCUUCAGAUAUCGGUACGAAAGUCAGUGCUCUGAAGAUUGGGUGGGAGGAUCCCACCCUGUACUGAGUAUUUUUCUUCUCUUAUUAUUUCGUACUCGACGGAUACCAGAGCGAAGGCGUACGGUUUUUGCAUUGUUUACGGAGUUUUGGAUGCAUUUGGAAAGCAAUGAGAUAGAUGGGACGCUACGUUCUCUACGGCCUCAUUCUGUAUUUCUUGUAUGUGUUACAGUGCAAGUGGCCUGUGUCUGCCGCAUUAGAUAGCAUACUAUGAAUCAUUAUAAUAACACUAAUUAGCCAG
Molecule: messenger RNA, 1980 nt
Organism: Paecilomyces variotii
Lineage: Eukaryota; Fungi; Ascomycota; Eurotiomycetes; Eurotiales; Thermoascaceae
Exons: 1
Coding region: 184-1749 (521 amino acids)
Source: RefSeq, a predicted model, not a curated record